Molecule: messenger RNA, 684 nt
Organism: Protopolystoma xenopodis
Lineage: Eukaryota; Metazoa; Platyhelminthes; Monogenea; Polystomatidea; Polystomatidae
Source: the annotation of a GenBank genome assembly
AUGAGAAGCCAGCGUCACUUUUCGAACAGUCUUCUCUUACUUUUGCUUCCAGUCACUUUAAUUCUCAUCAACGUGAUCUCAUCUGAUCCCGUCAACUGGCCGCUGGCUGGCUCCAGAAUCCGCGUGAAAAGACGCUCAGCCGGUGUUCAGACGCAGAAGGAAGAUGUAAAACAGUUGCGUGAUGCCAUCAACUACUUUUCAGAACUACACGACACCCAUUUCCAUCUGCCCAUCCGAGCUGCAGGAUCGGAUUACAAAAUGCCAAGUAACAGCCUCAACCCCGGCAACUGGACGCCUCAUCUGAACUCCUCUAAAUUGGCCUACUUUCUAUUGCGAAAUCACACUCUCAAUCAGACGAACGAAUCGUUGCAUGCACCGGCAGAUGCUCCGGCAGACGCCUCCAUGUCGGAGCCGUCGUCGGCCGGAGACGAGAAUGAGCCUGACGACUAUCCGACCGGUGCCUCCUCCGGUGCCUCCUCCGGUUCCUACCGACCGGCACAGAAGAGACGACAGGGUCUCGCAACUGACAUGGCCGACGGGAAAGCAGAAUGUCUUUCAGAAUUCCCGGCUGGCGGACAGCCACGUCGGAGGAGCGAGAAGAAGAUGUCGCCCAAUUUCGUCUGGCUCAGUGUACAAUUCGUCUUCGCCGGAGGCGUGAUUGUCGGCCAUGCUCUCUUGGCUCUG